Messenger RNA from Microthlaspi erraticum, 294 nucleotides. The record is from the annotation of a GenBank genome assembly. NCBI's taxonomy places the organism in Eukaryota, Viridiplantae, Streptophyta, Magnoliopsida, Brassicales, Brassicaceae.
AUGUUCCGCGCUCGGCCAAAACUGUCCGUCCGACUGAAGUCUCGGCCAAAGUCCAAAACCGCUCGGCCGAUCACGCAUCACGACCCGGGAAACAUUGUCCCGCGGUCGGCCAAGCCACACCGUCACGCCAUGCCGCGCACGACCAGCCGCGCGAGCCGGGAAACAAGCCUCGCGGCCGCGCAACCCUCGCGUACCACGGCCGAUGCAUCCGUCCGAGCCGGGAAAGAACGUCCCCGUCCGGCCGAGAAAUCAUCGGCCAAAUCUCAUCCGCUCGACCACGCCGGCCGACCGUGA